CCUUGGAUCGUAAUCCCCACGACGGCGCGAGAUUUGCUCUUGCCCCUCCAUCGCUGAUGGGGCGGCGACGCGUGCUGGGUUCUCUUCCGGCUGUAACGUCACGAACCAAGCGUGCUCGUAAUCUUUCGCCGGGAUCAGUCGUCAGUACAGCGGACGAGUUGGGGUAUUAUGGAAUGGUGAUGGUGCUGUUUGAGACGCCUUCAGGCUUUGCAAUCCUAACUAUGGAUGGGGUGUGCAUGUACCGUCCAGAUGCCAUGGAGAAUAUCUGAGCAAAUUUCGCAGAUGGUUAUAGAUCACGACAUGUUGUUUGGCUCAAGGAAUUUAAAACUUUUGAGGACAAGUCCAGCGCCAUUAGGCUUGAUACUGGUGUUGACGAAAAGCUGUCUAAGAUGAUCAUGAAGUGGCGCCGUCCUGGGUAGACGUUGGUUGUUGGGAAACCUGAAUAUAAAACAAUCAUAGAAAUGAGCAUGGGUUUACGCUGCCUGUGUGAUGAAACUGUGAUGGAGGUGAUGUGGGGCCUCAAGAAUAUCAUGCCUACUUUAGUACCUGAAGAAAAAUCAAGGCUGACUAGGGAGGACCACCUUCCCAGGAGUCAAGGACUAAAAAAGUUCCUGAAUCGUUAUGGCUUUUAUGUCAAACCAGAGAUGGUUAAUAAGCGGAUUAUUCUGGCAGCCAGUACCUUGCUUGAUUGUGAACUUAUUGAGCAGAAACAUUUUGCAACCUUGAAAGAGGUUGGCGAGCGCAUUAAGGACGUGUCUGGCAUCAACACAGAGGGUUGGAGCUUACUGAAACUUGCAACAGCUCCGAUGAUUAUAUUUUAUCCUGAAGAAAAUAUUGUAGCAGGAAACCCUAAAAUGAUGUUUACAGAUGCUGAGUGAUUGAAGUUGAAGGAAGAUGUACAGGAUUACAAUGGCAAAUUCUUAAAGUGGGCAUGCCUGAGGAUUUACAAAGAAAUGGCGGUUGCCCAUAAAGCUAGACCGGUGGAUUAUAUAUUAUUGACCUCCUUGGUUAAGGAGGCUAAAGAAGCAUAUGAAGCUGUAGGAAGUGCCCAAGAAGCUCAGCGGACUAAUAGCUGAAACUGUUGCAUCUGGGGAUUGUAAAAUGUUGACACUUGGAUCGUAAGGCAAUGAAAGAAUCACGGAACCAGAAUGGGCUUGAAGAGAUGACAUGCAUCAAAGGUAUUUGUGAGGAUAUUUAUUUAAUUAGGCCCGGAAUUGUUGAAAGACAACGGUUGUUAUAAUCAAUUGAGCUCGAAUAUCACUGGUAUCAGUGCGUAGCUGCAAAGCAUGGUGGACUCGUGGUACAUGUCGAUGCUAAAAAAAAAUGCGUCCUGGUACAUGUCUUAUACACCCGGAUUGGCUGAAUUUUUUCUUAAUUUCAAAGCCCAUUACAGUGUGCUCACUACAGCA
Panicum virgatum (switchgrass) is the source of this 1409-nucleotide messenger RNA. RefSeq lists its product as uncharacterized. The coding region runs from base 462 to 878 and encodes 138 amino acids. Gene Ontology annotation, cellular component: small-subunit processome; box C/D methylation guide snoRNP complex. Gene Ontology annotation, molecular function: snoRNA binding. The transcript is spliced from 7 exons. The record is from RefSeq and is a predicted model, not a curated record. Lineage: Eukaryota; Viridiplantae; Streptophyta; Magnoliopsida; Poales; Poaceae.